AUGCUUACAAUCAUUGAUGGAGAAGACAAUCAAGACUUUUGGCUAUUGUGUCAAUCAUUGGAUCAAUUGAGUGAUGAAACGUAUGGAUCGGUUGGACAUCACAUGAAGACUGAAUUUGAAGACCAAAUGAAGAGUCCAUUAAAUGAUCGACAAUUGGCUCAAAGAUAUGAAACACAAGAAGUGAAUCAAAGUAUUGAUGAUAACAGCGAUGGCGUGAAUGAAGACAUGUUUGACAACUUGUAUGAGAGCAAUGGUCUGGAGUUGGGAUCAGUUAUCAAAAUAGAACCCGAAGAUAAUUAUGUGGAACCAAUAAAUAUAGCGAUUGAACCAUUAUUACCACAAUCAAAGCCAUCGACAUCUCAAUCAUUUCAAGAGAUGGUAAACGAAGACAUUAAUGAAGAAAGUAGUGAAGACUCGAUGGAAAUGCCAUCAAAUGAAUCGAUGUCUCAAUUCUUGCGACAAAAUAAGACCAAAAGAACUGAAUGUUUUGAUAGGACUGUCAAUGCAUUAAUUUGUCCCAUAAAUGAGUGCCACAAGAGUUUCCAAAAGGACCAAUACUUUCAGCAGCAUUUGCAGAGAAUUCAUACCACAAAACAAUACAUCUGCACUCAUGAGGGCUGUGGUAAAGGCCUUAAGACAGCGGGCACUUUGAAGAGACAUCAAUUGAUUCACAACAACAACAAAUCAUUUCAUUGUCCACACAAUGGCUGUCAAUACAAAGCCAUUUCUAAACGCUAUCUUAAAUCUCAUCUAAAGACACACUCAACAGUCAUAACAGAUAGAGUGAACAGAUGUCCUGUCAGUGACUGUCAGAUGGCCUUUAAGUCGAAGAAUGAGUUGAAUGUCCACCGUUUGACUCACGGGUCCGGACCGGCCAUCAAGUGUGAGACCAAAGGCUGUAAUGAUAUGUUUUAUACGUUUUCCCAACGCCUGAGACAUCGGGUGUCGGUUCACAACCGACGGACGUAUAGCUAUCGCAGAGGAAAACAAUGGUUUGAAUGGAAGGGGAAAACAGAGACACAAGAAGUGAAACAAACAAUAGAUGACAACAACGAUGGAGUAAAUGAAGACAUGUUUGACAACAACAGCAAACCCGUGGAAACCAAACUUAUUGCCGGCAAACUCCAGAGCCUGGCGUUGAAGUGUGGGGUCACUGACUGUCAGAUGAUAUUUGCAUCAAAAGGGGAUUUGUAUCAACACUUGGAUCAACACAUGAAUGAUCUCGAGUUGCGACCAAUGAAUACAGAAAUGGAAACACUAUUGAACACUGAAGGAGUAAAUAAAGACAUGUCUGACAACUCGUAUGACAGCAAUGGUCUGGAUUUGAGGGUAGAUAUCAAAGAAGAACUCGUCGCUUAUUAUGUGGAACCGAUUAAUACAGACAUUAGUACAAUGAAUGUUGGAAUGCAAAGACAAGUGAACAGCAUUUCAAAGCCAUCGACUUCUCAAUCAUCACAAGAGAUGGUAAACAAAGACAUGAAUGGGAAGAGUAGUGAAGACUCGAUGGAAAUGCCAUCAAAACAAUCGAUGUCUCAAUUAUUGGCACAAAAUAAGACCAAAAGAAAACAAUGUUUUGAUAGAACUCUCAAAGCAUUCAUUUGUCCCAUAAAUAAGUGCCACAAGAGUUAUGAAACGGACAGUAAAUUUGCGACCCACUUGUGGAACAUUCAUACCACAAGACAUCACGUGUGCACUCAUGAGGGCUGUGGUCAAGCAUUUAAAACAAAGUACAACUUAAGACAACAUCUAUUGGUUUACAAAAAUAACAAAUCAUUGCAUUGUCCACACAAUGGCUGUCAAUACAAAGCCAUUAGUAAUCAGUGUUUGAAAAUACAUCUGAAGUCACACUCAGUGUACAAAUGCGAUGUGAAUGGAUGUGUUUAUCAGACCCUUCAUAAAGGCAUUUUCAAAAAACAUUGCGCUCGACAUGAGGUCUAUAAUGUACGGACCAUUGAGUGCGGAAUCGAUGGCUGUAUUGAUAUGUUUUGCAAUGAAGACCAACGAAACAGACAUCUAUGGGAGGCUCACAGCCGGCGAUUGCUUUAUGGCGCAGAAGACAAAUACCAAUUCCGGUGCCAACGGACACACUGUGGCCAAGUGUUUACCACUAAUGAAAUGCUCGCACAACACAUGAAUGGCCACAACUGUGUGGAGGAGACAAACGAAAUGAUUGGUUCGCAAUCCGAGGAUAAGCCGAAGAAUGUCAUUCAAGAACAGCCAAAGUCAGUUAGGACAACCAGGGACAAUUACGUGUGUCGUUUGCUCGGAGACAAAUCAGUGACCCCACACUUCAACGCCAGACUCUGGGGUUUGCCUGUAAUAAGUCUGGUUUCCACGGGGGAAGGUAAGUUUGGUAACAAAAGGAGACGCUAUCGAUAUGCAGGCAGCCAACACUUGGCUGUGGGCUACAGAGUCCGCUUGGGAAAACUCCCACACUUGAUGGCCGGUCCGGACCGGUGUGUCAAACGGUGGACAUUCAACUCAUUCUUCGACAAGAAUGCCGUCUGA
Medioppia subpectinata is the source of this 2508-nucleotide messenger RNA. The record is from the annotation of a GenBank genome assembly. Lineage: Eukaryota; Metazoa; Arthropoda; Arachnida; Sarcoptiformes; Oppiidae.